Molecule: messenger RNA, 2744 nt
Organism: Musca domestica (house fly)
Lineage: Eukaryota; Metazoa; Arthropoda; Insecta; Diptera; Muscidae
Gene: Ance-5
Product: angiotensin-converting enzyme
Exons: 10
Coding region: 677-2650 (657 amino acids)
Biological process (GO): proteolysis
Cellular component (GO): plasma membrane
Molecular function (GO): metallopeptidase activity; peptidyl-dipeptidase activity
Source: RefSeq, a predicted model, not a curated record
UAAGAUGUCGAUUGCAAAGCAUUUCUUUCCACUGGAAUUGAAAUGAACGAAAAUUAACGGAUAAUAAAAAAGAACGCCAUUGCUCGUUUUUGUUGUUCGCUGAACUUUCAAUUCGGAAGCAGAAGAAAAAAAAAACUCUAACAGAAGUGCAAGUUUGACAAAGGAGACAAUAUUUCAAAAAAAAAAAAAAAAAAAAACCGAGUGAAAUGAAAAAGGAUAUUUCGGAGAAUUGUGUUUGACGACGGAUUAAUGAAAAUAUCGUGAUUCGAAAUUGUGCAGUGAAAUGAUCGAUGAAGUGAAGGGACCGCACAAAGAUCCACUUAAUAUCAUUCAUUUUUGAAAAAAAAAGAAGAGAUUUGAGAGUUUUGCUGGAUUUUGUUUUUAAAUAAGCGGUGUUCGAAAUUCGGUGUACUCUAUUUAUCAAGUGAUCUUACCUAAUAAACUAAUCGCGAAAAUUCCUUUUUGCUAUUCCUCUAACUUUUACAAAUGUUUUGCUGCAAACCAUAGAACGGCAAAUAAAUCAAAACAAAAAUUGAAAACAUAAAAGAAAAAAAGAAAAGUUCAGAAAAAAAAAUAACAAAAACUGAAAUAAGAACCCAAACAAUAUACAAAAGUGUAAAGUGGACCACGCCAAUGUGAAUCCGGGAAACUGAGAAUACCAACAAAAACGAAGAAAAUGUCAACAAUGAUGAUCCUAACAAUUGUGCUUUUAUUCCUUUUCACCGGAUGUCAAUCGCAAACCACCGUAGAACCUCCCGAAUCCGAAGCAGAAUCUAACCUCACAACAACAGUGAAGCCAACAACGACAACAAGUCAAUAUUCCGCCGUCUACGAAGCUCAUGCCCGCCACUAUUUGGAAAUUGCCGAAAAGGGCUUCGAACACAUCUACAAUCGCAAGCGUGAACUAUUCCAUGGUCUGACCAAGAAACGUGUCAGCAUCAGUGAGAUCAAUCAGGCCAAUGUUCAACAGGAAAUCGACAAUGAAUACUAUCAGCUGGUCUACGAGUUGGCAGCGAAUUUAAGUGUCAUUCCGGUGAGGCGGUUGAAAAAUGAAACACUGAGGCGUCAGGUACAACGUCUGUCCAAGUUGCAGUUGCAUGGUUUGAAUAGACAUGACUAUGAGCGGUCGAAGGCUUUGUUGCGUGUCAUACAAUCGUUUAUAACAUCGCCGUUGGUGUGUCAGAAUGAUUGUAAAUCGGCAUCGGAUAAAAAUGUUGCCUUUGAGCCGACCAUUAAAUCGUUCAUUGAGCAUAACAAGAACAAGGAUCAUUUGUAUUUCUAUUGGCUGAAAUGGCGUCAUGCCUUGAAUAAGGAUGCUAAUUGGGCUCAGGAUACGUUUUUGGAGUAUGUGGAUUUGUGGCGUAAAGCGGCUGCUUAUAAUGGUCAUGUUACCCCCUCCCGUACAUGGUACUUGUAUUACGAUACGGAGAAUUUCCAACGUGAACUUGAAGAUGUUGUAUGGGAAAUAAUGCCGCUGUAUCAGGAGCUGCAUGCCUAUCUGCGUCACUGGGCACGCCAUCAAUACGGCAAGCAUUUGACCGAUGCCACAGAUGGUGCCAUUCCGGCACCGGUAAUGGAACAGAUCAUAACACAAGAUUGGUAUGCUAAUCCCAUCUUUCGUAUACCCUUUCCCAAACAUUUGCUGCCAACGGUCAAGCAACGUUUGGAAGAGGUGAUGGACACGCCGGUACAGAUGAUAAAGAAAGCCUCCGAAUUCUAUGAAUCGAUGCAGUUGAAUAAAUUAAACAAAACAUUCAUGGACAAAUUUGUGCGUCGCAUCAACGAAGAUGACCCGAAUAAGGUUUGCCGUGUCGAGGUGUCAUAUUUUCCACCAGAUGUUGCGCUGCGGUUUUGCAAUAAGGUGGACUAUCGACCCUUCCUGCAAAUGCAUGGUCAUGUGGCUGAGUUGCAAUACAACAUGUAUAAAGCCCACUUGCCGGUUGGCUUGGACAACGAACCUUGCCCUGGUUUUGGUAGUGCAUUGGGUGAGGCAUUUAUUAUUGCUGCUGGAACACCAAGGCAUUUAAGCCGCUUGGCCAUAGUGGUCAAUGAUACACUGCCUCCGGAACAGUCACUUAAUCGUUUGUUUCGAAUGGGCGUCCACACCAUUAUGGCCAUACCACAAUACUUCAUCAAUGAUAAAUACUUAGUGGAUGUCAUGGAUGGACGGAUAAGUCCAAGGGAGUAUAAUUGUGCCUAUUGGAAACUGCAACAUAAAUAUGCUGGGGUAGUGCCACCCAGUCGCCGCAAUGAAAUGAGUUUUGAUCCCGACUAUAAAUUCUACAAGGGUCUAAGUCCAGAUCGAUCGAAUACAAUCAAAUUUAUAUCCGAAGUUUUGGGUCUACAAUUUUAUCGUUCAUUCUGUAUGUUGAGUGCUGAAUAUAAACCCGGCAAUCCGGAACAUCCUUUGUAUAAUUGUGAUUUUUAUAAUAGCACGGCGGUGGGAGAUGUUGUCAAAAAAAUGAUGAAAAUGGGCGCCACUAAACAUUGGCGUGACGUCAUGGCCAUUGCAACGAAAGAGCGCCGCCUAAGUGGCCAGGGUGUUAUGGAAUAUUUUGCACCUCUGUACAUUUGGCUCAAGGAACAAAAUAAGAAACUCGGUCUCAUACCGGGAUGGGAUGAUGACAUACAAUGCGGAAAUUAUUUCUAAGAUUUGAACCUGUUAUUUUAGAUUUUGAACAAGUUAUGCGAAAAUCUCUAAUUGUAAAUAAAUAAACCAAGUAAUCACUAUUCAACAAUUAAAA